Cucurbitaria berberidis CBS 394.84 is the source of this 510-nucleotide messenger RNA. RefSeq names its product Glyoxalase/Bleomycin resistance protein/Dihydroxybiphenyl dioxygenase. The transcript is spliced from 3 exons. NCBI's taxonomy places the organism in Eukaryota, Fungi, Ascomycota, Dothideomycetes, Pleosporales, Cucurbitariaceae. Gene Ontology annotation, biological process: L-methylmalonyl-CoA metabolic process. The record is from RefSeq and is a predicted model, not a curated record. Gene Ontology annotation, molecular function: methylmalonyl-CoA epimerase activity. Bases 1 to 510 code for a protein of 169 amino acids.
AUGCCUCCAAUUCACAGCCACGUCGUCAAUCACAUCGCAAUCUCCGUCCCGGACUGUGACAGCGCAGUGGAGUGGUACGCCUACGUCUUUGGGUUCAAGAAGAUCAGAAGCGACAAAUUGAUCAACCGGAGCGCAAAUGCAGACGCGCCCAUAUUCCGUCUUUACGGCAACACUCUCCAAAAGGUCAAAAUUGCCUACCUGUCCACGGGUAACAAUGUUGGCUUGGAGAUUUUCGAAUUUAUCGAUCCGCCUCACCAGCCUGUCGCAUCCUCGUCGCACUUUGAGUAUACUAGAGCAGGCGUUUUUCAUAUAUGCUUCACGACGCCGGAUGUUGAUGAGGCCAUGAAACGAGUGCUUGAGAAGGGUGGGACACAAGUGGGCGAGACGGUGGAAGUAGGGAAAGAGGUCGAUGGAAGCAUUAUCAAAGUCGCGUACGUGAAAGAUCCAUGGGGUACAGUUCUCGAGAUGAUGAGUUGCAGCUUUGAGAGGCUGAUGGCAAAUAAGGAGUGA